Molecule: messenger RNA, 810 nt
Organism: Anopheles maculipalpis
Lineage: Eukaryota; Metazoa; Arthropoda; Insecta; Diptera; Culicidae
Exons: 2
Coding region: 1-810 (269 amino acids)
Source: RefSeq, a predicted model, not a curated record
AUGGCUAGCACGGAAAACGAAACCCAACCGGAAUCAGUGUUGCAAGUAGAAGAAUCUGCAGACGUUGAGCAGGAGGCGGGAGGGGCGGAAGAAUCCGCCGUUUCGAAAGUGUCUGUACUCUCCAGCUCGUUUGAGCCAAACCUUUCGACCAUCGUUGAGGAAAAUGAUACUCCCGUGUUGUCUAGGGAAUCAAAUGCUACCCCUCCAAUGCCCCGUUUUCAGCAAUCACGGUAUGAACAAUUAGCCCUCCCAAAGGUGCAGCAUUUGGAGGAAACGUUGGAUCGAUUCGAAAAGUCCAAAAAGUACGAAAUGAGUGAACGAAUAAUGAAAAUAAGAAUGCGAUUACGUGAGCUAAGAGGCACAGAAAAACAGUACAGCCGUCAGCUGCAAACCGAGUCAACUACCAAAAAUUUUUCCGGGAACUCGGAGAUCAUCUACAACAAUUUACAGCGCAGUUUGCGGAAAGUAGCGUUUGAAACGUUGGCUAAACAAAUUUUCGAUAAACUGCCCGAUCUCAUCGUUAAGAUGUACCCCAACCGUACACAGCAAACGACACCGGGAAUGCAAGCGUUGCUGGAUACACUGCAGACCACACUGUACUACUAUCUUGGACAGCCAAUGAACGAAUACGAGGAUCGUGUAUUCAACUAUCUUUGCAACGGGCUGGCAAAGUUUAUAGAAAAUAUAAUUGAAAAUGUGCAUACGUCUCAGCAAGAAAGUGAACGGGUGGCAAUGGAAGGUAAAACAGGCAACGGGCCCUAUCCGGUAGCGGUACAGCUUGCUAGAAAGGCAUACAACGAUCGCCAAUAG